GGCCUGGCAUGGGGAGAGCGCGGCUCCUCCUUCACCAUGAAGCGAAGCAGCUCCAAUUGGAAUGCCAAGGUCGUCGGUGUGCUGGGUGUUGCAGCAGUGGCUCUUCUGUUGCUCACCGGAGUAUCGAAGCAGCAUGAAGCAAAGGAACCUGGAAGGUCCGGGCUGUCUGUUUCCCAGAUCUUGUACGAGGCCGACAAUGCUGGAAUGAACGGGGGAACUUCUGGCAUCGCUUCCAGCAAGGGAGAUGCCUCGGACUUCAUGAACUCAGCGGAUCUCGGGGACUACGUUGAUGCUAUCAUCGGACCUUCGCCAUCGGGGCUGACCGAUGGAGGAUUCAAGAAGAGAGGUAGUAUCGCUGUGUCCAAGAUCGAUGCUUCUGGAUUCUACUACCUCAACAUCCAAGGAGAAGCUGGUCAUGCCCUGAAGACCAUACUCCAGGGUUCGGAUGGUUAUCAUCGGCACUGGAAGGGAUAUGGGCAGAUCUAUACUGGUCCCAUCCAUGAGGGCAACUACGGCGGCAAGGACUAUCUGCAGAUUCAGGACCUCGUGACGGGAGAGGUGGAAUACUUCCGUUUCCGCUUCACCUGAAGGAGGAGGACGCGCCGCUGGAGCGUCAGGACCUGGUCAUGUGGCAGAAUCCAUUAUGAUGAUGAUGAUAGAGAUCUUGAGAUGUUAUUGUGUACAAAUACAGGGUGGUUGACCGAAC
Messenger RNA from Guillardia theta CCMP2712, 706 nucleotides. RefSeq lists its product as hypothetical. NCBI's taxonomy places the organism in Eukaryota, Cryptophyceae, Pyrenomonadales, Geminigeraceae. Bases 37 to 588 code for a protein of 183 amino acids. The transcript is spliced from 6 exons. The record is from RefSeq and is a predicted model, not a curated record.